This is a messenger RNA of Anoplopoma fimbria (sablefish), 549 nucleotides long. RefSeq names its product transmembrane protein 196. The record is from RefSeq and is a predicted model, not a curated record. Bases 1 to 549 code for a protein of 182 amino acids. NCBI's taxonomy places the organism in Eukaryota, Metazoa, Chordata, Actinopteri, Perciformes, Anoplopomatidae. The transcript is spliced from 5 exons.
AUGUGCUCCAGCCGCAAGAUCCUGUGGAGCCUGCUCCUGCUGUCCGUGGUGGAGGUGGGCCUCGGUGUGGCCAGCAUCGUCCUCGGAGCUGUGGGCAUUAGCUGGGUCCAAGGCGAGCACAAGCCGCAGCAGGGCGACGCAUCCCCGGUGUGGAGCGGACUCUGUUUUCUGGUCUGUGGGAUGUGCGGAGUUCUGUGUGCUCGCAAGAGGACAGGUCUUAUUAUGAUCCUAUUUUCGGCAUGCUGUAUCUGUGGUCUGAUUGGUGGGAUCCUCAACUUCCAGUUCGUCCGGGCGCUGAACAAACGACCAGACUCCAUGCACUCGAUCCAUCUGGCUGCCAUGACUCUGGCCUGUCUGGGGAUCUCCUCCUGUACCUUAUCCACGUGGCUCACUUGUCGUCUGGCGAGCUCCGAGCAGCAGAGGAUGUUCCUUGAGAGGGAACACUCGCUGCACCACUCGCACGAGAUGACCGAGAAGGAGAUACUGGACAACUCCAGCAACGGCAUUCCUCAGAUCUCUUACAACGGACACACCACAGCAUCACCAUGA